GCAUUUACUGGCAUCUAUCACAAGGAAGUACAUAACUGGGUUUGGUCCGUGGUGUGUCGGUAUAAAAGUGCCAGAGCAGGAGGUUUAUUCGCAUACCACCUGACAACAUGAAGGUCCUGCUUCUUAUGGCGCUGCUGCUCCUGUGUAGCACUCAAGUGCUCACACUCCGAUGUUUCACCUGUGAGGAUGGACCGGACUGUAAGACGGAGACAGAAUGCCCGUCAUCAUCGCUGUACUGCAAAACCACUGCGCAUGGUGAGGAAUUAUCUCGAACUUGCGAGGAGGAUUGUGAUGAGGACUUUUUCACAAGCUGCUGCCAGGACGACCUGUGCUCGAACUGAUGCACCUCUCUGCUUUCCCUUUCACUUUCUGAUGAAUCAAAACUGAAUGAUUUACAUGAAUUUGAUAAAUGUGCAAGAUGAUUUAUUAGUUCUGUAAAAUUUACUGCGAUAGUCUUCUCUUUGGUUGUGCUUUCACUGGAUUCUGAUUGUUUUGGCUGAGAACUGUUGAGCUUCAUUCAUCAUCCCCAUUAAACUGCACUACACACUAGUAGUCACAGCCGUGUUCUUUUUCUUUUUUUAGUGAACGUAUGCUGGAAGCAGGGCAACCACACACACACACACACACACAAACACACAAACUUAAUCCCUUCCUGAUGUCACUUAGUGGGUCACUGCCGCAGCCGACUGCUAUGUGGGUCGCUCUCUGCCACCACUGAAAUGUAAAGUUGGACUCCCGCUGUCAUCUGUUUUAAAAUCACAAAAAAAAAACCAAAUAAAGAAACUGAAAUGAUUUAAUCAA
This is a messenger RNA of Amphiprion ocellaris (clown anemonefish), 801 nucleotides long. RefSeq names its product lymphocyte antigen 6 family member D (gene ly6d). The record is from RefSeq and is a predicted model, not a curated record. Bases 108 to 341 code for a protein of 77 amino acids. The transcript is spliced from 3 exons. Lineage: Eukaryota; Metazoa; Chordata; Actinopteri; Pomacentridae.